AUGAUAGAAGAAGAGGAAUGGGCCAACGAGCAAGAGGCGAACCGCAAACCUGGUCAGAAGCACCCAACGCCUUCGCCUGGGUUCGCUGAUCGGGUUUUCUACGAGAGUCUGUUGCAGCAGCGGCCAGCCAGUCGCAUGGCACAGAAGUGGUGUCUCGAGUAUGGCGUACUUAAGUGGGCUGAGGCUGAGGCCCUCUGUAAGAAAACGGGCGUGAGUGCUCACGUGGCGGGGACUAGCAAGUCGGUAGUCAAAGUCAAGAAGCAAAAGAAGACGGCGAGUGCUGCUGGCAUUCGUCGGGUUUGUGAUGAAGAAAUUGCUGCUGAAGCCAUGGAGAUCUCGAAACAUGGUCAGGAAGGGCUCGGACGAGGAGCUCUCUAG
Messenger RNA from Peronospora matthiolae, 378 nucleotides. The record is from the annotation of a GenBank genome assembly. NCBI's taxonomy places the organism in Eukaryota, Oomycota, Peronosporomycetes, Peronosporales, Peronosporaceae.